Molecule: messenger RNA, 831 nt
Organism: Aspergillus nomiae NRRL 13137
Lineage: Eukaryota; Fungi; Ascomycota; Eurotiomycetes; Eurotiales; Aspergillaceae
Exons: 1
Coding region: 1-831 (276 amino acids)
Source: RefSeq, a predicted model, not a curated record
AUGUCGGACAGUGGAAAGAACAGUCACUAUAAUCCUUUUCGCACCGAGUCCAGUGCGGAGUUCGCCCUGGAAUGUACCGUGGCGACGUUUAUCGGCAUCGCAUGGUAUAAUGCCAUCGAACUCGUCGUCUUGUGUUUCACCACAUUCAAACGAUAUGGGGGAUGUUAUUUUUGGAGUCUGGUGAUAGCCUCGAUCAGCAUCGUCCCCUUCGCACUGGGCUAUGCGCUACUCAUCUUUAAAAUCUUCCCCAGUUACUUCUCUGUCGCCCUCGAGGUUGUUGGAUGGUGGGGCAUGGUCACCGGCCAAUCCAUGGUUCUGUGGUCUCGAUUACAUCUGGUCGUUCACAGCCGCAGGAUUUUGCGCUGGACCUUGAUCAUGAUUAUCACAGAUGCCAUUCUGUUUCAUGUCCCUGCGUCGGUCCUUGAGUUUGGCGCGCAUUCCGACAACCAUCCCGAUUUCAAUCCGGCCUUUGACAUCUUCGAACGGAUUCAGCUAGUGGCCUUCUCUGUGCAAGAGAUUGUAUUAUCGGCCAUCUAUGCUUGGGCCGCAGUUGAGAUGCUGAAACUAACGCCACGGGGCCAGUAUAAAGGCAUCCUGGUCCAUCUCCUACUGAUUAAUUUUGUAAUGAUCGGCAUGGACGCGGCGGUCGUGGGGGUGCAAUAUGCAGGCUUCUUUCGGAUCCAUGUAUCCCUGAAAGCCAUGUUCUACAGUGUGAAGCUGAAGAUGGAGUAUGCAAUCCUGGGAAGAUUGGUUCAUGUCGCUGCCGUUCCGGUGCAUGCCCUAUCGAGCUACACUCCGACCGAACGAUCCAGUUCUGUAUCACACAUAUGA